Drosophila miranda is the source of this 1633-nucleotide messenger RNA. RefSeq names its product ubiquitin-conjugating enzyme E2 Q2-like. Gene Ontology annotation, molecular function: ubiquitin conjugating enzyme activity. NCBI's taxonomy places the organism in Eukaryota, Metazoa, Arthropoda, Insecta, Diptera, Drosophilidae. The transcript is spliced from 2 exons. The coding region runs from base 254 to 1435 and encodes 393 amino acids. Gene Ontology annotation, biological process: protein polyubiquitination; ubiquitin-dependent protein catabolic process. The record is from RefSeq and is a predicted model, not a curated record.
AUUUUAUCCGAUAUUUUCCAUCGAAAACAUCUCCGACUGGUAGAUGGAUGAAAAAUAAAAUAAAAUUUCAUGAAACGGGUGAUGUUUUUUUUUGUGUGUAAAUUAAAUUGAUUUUGGUGAAAAUUCAGUAAGGCUUUUGGUUUCACAUCGGUUCUCUAAAUUUUGGGGAGUUUUCUGUGAGAACAAAAAAGUUGAGCAAAGGAGGCAAACGUCACAUUUUAAAAGCGCCAGAAAGGUGAAAAAAAGUGACAUUAUGGCGUGUCUAAGAGAACUGAAGCUGGAGAUCAAGACCCUGGAGAAGAUUUUUACGAAGGACCACGAGCGCUUCCAGACCCUGAACUCCAGCCCGGACGAAAUGGAGUUUCGAUUCAUCGACGCGGCUGGCAAGCGAUACGAAAUCAUGGCGAGCAUUACACCGGAUUACCCAUCGUCGCCGCCAGUCUGGUUUUCCGAGAGCGAUGAAACGAGCGUUGCCAGUGCCGUGGAGAUGCUCAGCAGCACGGAUGGGCCCGACAAUCACCUGAUCUGCCAGGUGCGCAUUCUGCUCCGCGGGCUGUGCGAGCUGUACAAUGUCCCAAUUCCGGCCGAUAUGGACAGCUUGAAGUUUCCUCUGGACGUGCCGCAGGAUACGGAAUCAUUUGGAUUCAGCGAAGACGGCGACUACGAUGAAGAUGAAUUCGGUUUUCCUGCUGAGGAAGUCGACGAGCAGGAGAGCGAAGGCGAGACCGAAGAAGAGGGCGAGGGCGAGGGCGAGGGCGAGGACGACACUGAGAUAGAUCUGGCAAUAGAACCGGAAGAGGAUGAUGAGAGCAACAAAGGCUUAAAGAAAGAGGAUUUGGCCACACUAAACAGACUGCUUGAAAAGCUAAGGAAAACCCAUUCGGAGGAUUCCCAGAUCUGCUCUGUACAGUCAUCUGAUCGCUUGAUGAAGGAACUACGCACUGUUUAUAAAUCGGAUUCCGUCAAAAAAGAUAUGUUUUCUGUUGAACUUGUCAAUGACUCUAUUUACGAGUGGAACGUACGGAUCAAGUCUGUUGAUCCCGACAGCCUUCUUCACAACGAUCUGUUGAAGCUAAAGGAAUCUGGCGAAGACGGAACCAUACUACUUCGCCUUAGCUUCAAUGAUAAGUAUCCACUCGAGCCGCCAUUUGCCCGAGUCGUUUCUCCAGUCAUCAAAAACGGAUAUGUUCCCUCAGGCGGUGCUAUCUGCAUGGAGCUGCUGACGAAGCAGGGUUGGAGCUCCGCCUACACCAUGGAAGCGAUGAUAAUUCAAAUAAUCGCCACCCUCCCCAGGGGAAAGGCCCGCGUUAUGUUGGGCCCGACAUUGCUUCUAGAAAGUGUGUAUAGUCUUCCGCAAGCCCGGGAGAGCUUUAGUCAUAUCAUGAAGCGUCACGAAAAAAGUGGCUGGCACACACCCCCCAAGAGCGACGGUUAAGGGGAAGGAAUCACUCUGACAAUGCAACCCCACCCACGCCACAUUCUACAAUACCAAACACACAUUCUAAAUGGGGUUUCAAGUCGUUUAGAAAAAUCCAUUCAAUAAUUCACUAGCAAACGAGUAAAAAGUAACGUUUAAAACACAGUAGUAAAUACUUGAAAUGUAAGCGUGAGCACAAGAACCGAAAAAUCAGUA